AAUAUGGUUUCCUUUGGUAAAGAUUGGUUUCAGACUCUCCCUUAACAACUUCCUCUAUAAAGUUUCCUACAGAAAAACAUUAAUACUGUAUUAAAAGUACUUUAUAGCUGUAAAAAUUGAUUCUUUCUCCCUCCCUCAAAAACGCCAUGGACUCUCCUCAAUCCCCAGAUCCAACACAUAAUGAAAAAAAUGUUCUUGGUCUGGUCGUCGCUGUCCUCUCAGUCCUACUCAUCGUCGGAUACUUCACUUACGAAUAUGUAUCCCACCAUUGUCAUCGUGUAGCCCAACAAGAUCAUGACAUAGAGAGCGGAGCAGGAACAGCCGAUGCGGCCAUCACCACUACUGCGGCAGCCGCAGAGCCGCCUCCUCUGACCAUUGUUUAUGAACAGAUGAAGAUCCAAGAAGGAAUGGAAGUCUGUGUUGCGUGCUCGAUUUGCAUGGAGGACUACAAGGAUGGAGAGGAGUGUGGGGUAAUUGCAGUGUGCAACCAUAAGUAUCACAAACAAUGCAUUGAUAAGUGGCUCCGAAGAAAGAAAGAGUGCCCUGUUUGUCGCCGACCAGUGACCGUACGUCGAGGAAAAUCAAAUUGAAGGGCCGGUGGGGGGACGGGUUGCUAUAUUUUUCUAUAUUUAGUCAUGAAGUGAGAUAAUUACUAGGCAUACGUAAACCUAAUGACUCAUUAAAGAAACAGAUGUGGUGGUGAAAGGAAUCAUCUACCAGCUGCCUUGUAAUCUGUUCUGGGUUUACGGAUUAAGCUGUUCUCUGCAACAUUUCUUUUUCUAUUAUUUUUAUACUGACUACUACAUUUGGGCACCCGA
Molecule: messenger RNA, 818 nt
Organism: Tripterygium wilfordii
Lineage: Eukaryota; Viridiplantae; Streptophyta; Magnoliopsida; Celastrales; Celastraceae
Product: RING-H2 finger protein ATL52-like
Exons: 1
Coding region: 147-590 (147 amino acids)
Source: RefSeq, a predicted model, not a curated record